Oncorhynchus mykiss (rainbow trout) is the source of this 4309-nucleotide messenger RNA. NCBI's taxonomy places the organism in Eukaryota, Metazoa, Chordata, Actinopteri, Salmoniformes, Salmonidae. The record is from RefSeq and is a predicted model, not a curated record.
CAUGUGACUUGCCAUACAGUAUCCAAAACCCCUGGUGCCGAGAGAGGAGAUGUGGGAAGGACACUAUGCUACAGUAGCGCACUGGAUUGCUGCUGUUCAGAGAGGAGCGGUCCAGACUCCACUGUGGUACCGGAUGAUGCAGAGACAGAUAGAGAGCGAGAGAGGUGCGCAGUAGCAGUUCUCAUUGGAGACGUUUUGCAGUCGCUUAGGAAUGUUUUCACGUUUUGCACUAAAGGAAGUUUUCUGAAACAGGAAAAACUGUGGCUAGUCCAACCUAUCCCCUAUGACUUGAUUGGGGAGAAGUGAGUGGAGUUAAGCCGUGGCUCUGCGCGGUGCGGUGUUGCGUUAAGGGUGACGUUCGGUGUGGAAGAGGCUGAAACGGUAUCAGGGUGAGAAGAGAUUAUCCGUGACAGCAAAUAGAAGAUCUCCAUUGGGCUCGAGCUCCUCUCUCUCUUUUCUGACAAACCAUCACUCACCGACCAACCGUCACCGUUUGAAGAUGCCCUGCGCUUCAUGAACGAACGAGUGUCCUCAGUUCCUCCAUUGUAUGCUGGCUAUACUGUAGCCUACCUGGCGACAAGGCUGCAUGUUUUGGAUAUUUGGAUAGGAUAAACAGCGUAGUCAUUUUUGGAUUGAAAUUACCAACGGAAAAUUAAUUCGUAAAUGAUGGACGAGCGAUGUCAAUAGUGGACAACUGAAGGGAUUGAUAGCCUACAACGCAUUAUAGCUCAAUAACAGCCUCUGGAACGCGCUCUCCAUAAAACCCGAUAGAACCCCGUUUAAGUCUAGGGUCCCUCCCAGCCUUUCCAGGUGUUGUGUGGUGGUCUAGAAUGUAGGGAUGAUCCCUGUGGGGCGACUGAAGGCUCAGCCACAGCUGUGGCAGAUAGAGAGAGAUGCCUCUCCAUGGCUGUGGAUGCUCCCUGGCCCUGGUUCUGCUGCUGCUGCCUCGGGGCUCUGCCGGCUGGGUGCCAAUACAGCCCCCGUUGCCGCGCCACACCAUCACCACCCCUUCCUGCUCUCCCAUCACCACCCUCCUCCGUUGCUCCAAGCCGUCUCCAGCUGGCAGCUGUCCUGUGAUCCCUUCCUGCCUCUGGCCAGGAUACCGACACACACAGCAGCUAACCCUGGCAUCAGUCAGUUUCCCCUGCAGAACGUGCAGUGGGAGCUGCCAUCUCCACACAACGUGCUGAGAUUUCAGCCUUCGGCCAACUUGGAGCUGGUCCCUGUGUUUCCCCAUCUGCACCGCUCAGUGCUGCCUCCUCACUGUGGCAAAGGAUGGGUGGAGAAACAGGUCCCCGACUACAAGGCAUACUUGAACAACACUCUAGCUCUGGAGAACACCUGGCUUACUCCGGAGGAAAUAGGAAUCUUCCAGCGGCACGAAAAACCAUUGUUGAUGACAAAUCAAAUGGCAAUGAGCAUAUCUAGGCCAGCUACUGCCUCCAGGAGUCUCAACUCUCUCCUCAUGUCACCCAGACCUGCUGCCUCCAGGAGUCUCAACUCUCUCCUCAUGUCACCCAGACCUGCUGCCUCCAGGAGUCUCAACUCUCUGCUCAUGUCACCCAGACGUAUAUCAGGUUGUCCUGUGGCUAUCAAGAGAGUGGGCAGGAGCAAGAGGAUCUCUCUGGCAGCUGCCGCCAUGACAGCCUUGGAAUCAGACCCCUCCAGACUCCAAGGGCCUUCGCCCUCCUCCUGCUCUCCCUCGUUCAUCCAUCCCCUCCGCCUGUUCCAACUGUCACCUAUCAAGAUCCCCUUUCGCCUGUCUCCGCCUGGCCCAGGAUCCAGUGCCACCUGGGAGGGCCUAAUGGGACCCAUGCUGCCAGCCCAGUUUGCCCGGAUGACAUCACUGUCAGCGCCAGGUGUUGCUCUCAUGACCGGAGACUGGAGACCCCACUCAACAUCAGAUAAGCGGUUGUCCAGGAGAAGAGCGUCAUGCGCUGCGACGUUGGUGCUGCAUACACUGCAGGAAACAACCCCGGAGAAACACACAGAGCAGGAGAUGGUAGAGGUCCCCAUGGAGGAAGAGGACGUUGACCCUAAAGACAAGCGUCCUGUAGCGUCCACCCCUGUUCCCGGAUCUCCAUGGUGUGUGGUGUGGACGGGGGACGACAGAGUAUUUUUCUUCAACCCAACGAUACAGCUCUCUGUUUGGGAUCAGCCGGUAGAUCUGAAGGACCGUGGAGAGGAUCUCAACAGGAUUAUAGAAGAUCCUCCACAUAAACGCAAAAAGGAUUCUUUGUCCACAGAGGAUGGUUCUAACUCUCCGUCUGCCGAUGACGAUGAUGCUGAUGAUGAAGAUGAACAUUAUUCAAAAACCAAGAGGAACAAACUGGAGGAACCUGCGGAUGGUAAUGAGGACCUGAGAGAGAGGGCAGGCUCAGAGACAUGUGACUCUCCCCCUCAUCGGACUGUUCUACCCUUAGGGCUCCGCAUCACACACUUCAGGGACAUGCUCCUUGAAAGAGGGGUUUCAGCGUUUUCCACAUGGGAGAAAGAACUGCACAAGAUCGUGUUUGAUCCACGGUAUCUUCUGCUAAACUCUGCAGAGGAGAGGAAACAGGUGUUUGAGCAGUUUGUCAAAGUGAGGAUGAAGGAAGAACACAAGGAGAAACAGAGCAAACUGCUGCAAGCAAAAGACCAGUAUAGAAAACUUCUAGAGGAGUCGAAAAUCACAUCCAGGUCAACUUUCAAAGACUUUUCUGUUAAGUACGGCCGUGACCAGCGCUUCAAGCAAGUGCUGAAGAAGAAAGACCAAGAGCACUUCUUCAACCAAUUCAUCAAUGGGUUAAAGAAGAGAGAUAAAGAGAACCGCAUGAGGCUGAGGAAGAUGAGAUGAGGAGGUAUGAGGCUGAGGAAGAUGAGAUGAGGAGGUAUGAGGCUGAGGAAGAUGAGAUGAGGAGGUAUGAGGCUGAGGAAGAUGAGUUGAGGAAGAUGAGUUGAGGAGGUAUGAGGCUGAGGAGGAUGAGAAGAGGAGGUAUGUGGCUGAGGAAGAUGAGAUGAGGAAGUAUGAGGAUGAGGAAGAUGAGAUGAGGAGGUAUGUGGCUGAGGAAGAUGAGAUGAGGAAGUAUGAGGCUGAGGAAGAUGAGAUGAGGAAGUAUGAGGCUGAGGAAGAUGAGAUGAGGAGGUAUGAGGCUGAGGAAGAUGAGAUGAUGAGGUAUGAGGCUGAGGAAGAUGAGAUGAGGAAGUAUGAGGCUGAGGAAGAUGAGUUGAGGAAGAUGAGAUGAGGAGGUAUGAGGCUGAGGAGGAUGAGAAGAGGAGGUAUGUGGCUGAGGAAGAUGAGAUGAGGAAGUAUGAGGCUGAGGAAGAUGAGAUGAGGAAGUAUGAGGCUGAGGAAGAUGAGAUGAGGAGGUAUGAGGCUGAGGAAGAUGAGUUGAGGAGGUAUGAUGAGGCAUCAGGAUGUGAAAUAGGCCUCUCAGAAUACAGAAUACCAUGAAUGGAUAGAUAGAGCUGUCUGAUAAAUGAGACGGCAGUUUCAUGGGGAACACAAAUGAACAGGUAUCAGGAUCCCUGUGGAAUCAGUCUAAAAGGGGAGAAAGCAGCCGACAGUCAUUUGCCUUGCAAACUCCAACUCUUCUCCAGAUUUACAGUCAGCUGGGUCAGAGAUGGCUUGGCUCCACAUGCUAAGCAGGUAAUCCAGAUAACUCUCAGAAAUGAAAUACUGUUUCAUAUUGAAGCUACUGUAUAUAUUGAAAUUCAACAUUUCUCAUGUUUUGAGUCACAGUGACAAACAUGAAUUGAGCAUCAUUUCUGUAUUUAUUUUGUGUUUUCACAUGACCUGUAUGUAGAUAUCAAUGUGUGUACACAAUCACACAGUCCAAUGCACAAUUAUAAAAGACAUAAUGUACAUAUACAGAAAACAAUCCUGCAAAGCAAUUGGUAUUUUCUAACUAUUUCAAACAAGGUUCUCCACAGCAUCUGUGAGAAUCAAUGGAUGGUAAUUGUGUAUUGAUGGAUUUUGUAAAUGUCCCCCCCCCCAAAAAAAAAAUAUGUUAUGUUUAUUAUGAUGUGGGUUCUUCUUAUGAUGUAAAAGGAUAAGUUAUUGUUGCUUAUUUGUCAUUUAAACCGUGGUUAAUGUGAAAGUCAUACGUAGUGCAUUCUCUGUAACAGUUCGAAGACGUUGUGCAAAGAUUCUAAAGGACUGUUCAUUUGGUUCUGAACAUUGGGAUUUUACAGAUAAUACAGUUUACUGUACAAAACAGUGUCUUUAAAAUGUGUGUUAUAUGUUGUUUUUCUCAUUUAUUUAUUUUAAUUUAAACAUGCAAUGUUUGUGGGAUUGUGAGUUUGAUUAAUUAAAACCUUCUAAAAUGGA